UUCAUUUGUUUUAUUUAUAUUAUUAAAAUUUUAAAUUUUAAAGUUCAUCAUGCCCGCGUGCGAUAUCCGGAAAAAAAUGCUUUCCUUCCUUUAUGAGAAGUAAUUAACACUAGUCUGGCAGGGCCGUUAAAAGCUUUGCAGUCAGCUGACCAGACUUUCAAUUUUGACAGUUGGUUUUUGGCGCCAGUUAUUAGCGAAUAUUUUGUUAUUUAGUAAGUUUUGAUAAAAUCUACGGGUAGCGGCACAACACAUUUAUUAUUAAAAAAGUAAACAGUUAAUGUAUGCAAGUGUUUUCUUUUCACUCAAUUUUUAUACGCUUAUCGGUAACAACCAAUGGGUAUCAGCGGACUGAUAAAAUUUCUUGAAAAUGCUUCUUCAAAAAUAAAUUUGAAAGAUAUACAAGGUUGCACAGUAGCAGUGGAUACCUACUGCUGGCUGCAUAAAGGUGCAUUCGGCUGUGCCGAAAAGUUGGCUCGUGGCGAGGAUACCGAUCAGUACAUGCACUAUUGCAUGAAAUAUGUGGAACUAUUGCUGAGCUACGAUAUCAAACCGAUUUUAGUUUUCGAUGGGCGUCACCUUCCCGCUAAGGAACUUACAGAACGUCGCCGACGUGAAAGCCGUAAACAAUCACGCAAAUUGGCAGCAGAAUUAUUACGCGCUGGCGAUAAGGAAGGUGCUCGUUCACAUAUGCGGCGAUGUGUAGAUGUUACACAUGAAAUGGCUUUACGUGUAAUACGUGAGUGUCGACUGCGUAAUGUUGAUUGUAUUGUAGCACCUUAUGAGGCAGAUGCACAAAUGGCUUGGCUAAAUAAGGUGAAUUUGGCACAAUAUAUUAUAACUGAAGACUCCGAUUUGACAUUGUUCGGUGCUAACAAAAUUAUAUUCAAGCUGGACUUGACGGGUGCCGGUUUGCUGGUAGAGGCUGAUAAACUAUACUUAGCAAUGGGUUGUAGUAAAGAGCGAUAUAACUUUGAAAAAUUUAGACGCAUGUGUAUAAUGUCAGGUUGUGAUUAUUUGGAUUCGCUGCCUGGCAUUGGCUUGGCGAAAGCAUGUAAAUUUUUUCUUAAAACCGAACAGGAGGACAUGUGGAAGGCAUUAAAGAAAAUACCGACAUAUUUGAAUAUGAAAAAUCUACAGGUGGAUGACGAAUACAUUGAGCAGUUUCUCAAAGCGGAGGCAACAUUUCGGCACAUGUUUAUUUACAAUCCCCUUAAACGUCGUAUGGAACGUUUGAAUGAACUUGCCGAUUUCAACACAGACGAGCGGUACUGCUCUAAUGCAGGUGCAUUGAUAGAGGACGAGGAAUGUUCAUUUCAACUUGCACUAGGGAAUUUAAAUCCAUUUACAUUGAAAAAACUAGACGACUGGCAUCCGGAUAGAAAUUGCGGAUUUGCACAGGCAACUAAUAAUAAAACCAAACGCGCCAAACAUAAAAGUAUUUGGCAAGGAAAUUAUGAAAUACAAACCGGUGAGCUUAACUCAAAGGAAGUUGUUGAAGAUGAUAAAUGUGCUUUGCAGUUUAGUAAAAUAGAUUUUAUAAGUAAAACGCUUAAUGAAGAAAUAAGAGAGAAUACGCUUGUGGAGCUUGCUAAGCCUGAAGAAGCUGAACUCUUUUCCAUGUAUCAGCAUAAAGCUAGCGAGCUCAUAGAGCCAAGUGCCAAAAGACGACGUUACAGUGGAGAAAGUAACGACCAUGUCUCUGAUUGUGAUACCCCAGAAACAACACAAGAAACUGUUGUCAAAUCAACACACAAUACGUACAAUCCUUUUGCUAAACCACAACAUACAGAAACUAUAAAAGAGAGUAAGACAACAAUUUGUGAGAACUCAUCUUUAUUGAAAGUGCUGAGUCCGAAAAAAGGGCGUGACGAGAAAAAUUUAAUAAGCAGUAUUCAAUUAAAAAGUCCUCGUAACCCGCUGGAUAGAUUACAAGAAAAAGUGACGGUAAAGAGUCGAUAUUUUUCCAGUAACAUAAGAGAAAUUAGUAGAACUGAAAAAACCGCUAGCAGAGAUUUGUCCGCCGAAAUCAAUUCAAUAGAAAAACAAGCAAAACAAAAAGAAAUAAAACGAGCAUUGCUCUAUAACUCACCAUCACCAAAGAAAAGAUUGAUAUUUACAGAAAAAAGUGACAUUGAAGCUACUGCCAGCAUUCACAAGGAGUCACAACUACCAUUUACAAGCGAUGAAGUAGUAGUAGACUCUUUAAGUCAAUCUACAGUAGAAUCUACGAGUGAAACUAGUAAAUCAUUACCAAAACUGAAUACCAGUUAUAUAGAGCCAGAUAUUGACGAAAUCGAGAGUAAAGAUAGCUUGGAAAGUGCGAUAACGCUUUCCGAUGAUGAUUUUGAGGAUAACAGUCAGACGUUAUUAUCGAAAUCACAAACUCCAAACUCAACAUACAAACUUUUCAAAUCACACGAAAAACAACGAUUAGGUCUAACGCGUACGAAAUCUAAGUCCACGUGGAAGUCACAGGCGAAGACGACUGGUAAAUCUGCCUCAAAGUCGAAUACUACAACAGCUGCAUUGCUGCAGAAUCAAACGCGUUUAACAAUGUUUGGUUUCAAAAAGCGACCAACAUUAAAGUAGCAUUUUUUCUUUCCACAUACAUAUACCCGUAUAUAUGUGUACAGUAUAGUUUAGUAUUUUUGUAUGUUUGAAUGUUUGUAAGCUACUGUUUAAUUUGUUACUAUAAAGUUUAUAUCUAUUUUAUUAUCAAAUUUCCACUUGAUAUCGCUUACCUUUUGUAGGCAAAGUAAGACUAAUUUAAUUCACAUACAAUUAAGGCAUAGGAAAAGUUGACUGAUUAUCAAUCAUUCUGUUACUUUGUUAAGUUAAUAGGUAAAUAAAAAUUAAAUAAAUAUUGGAUUUAUCACUAAAAA
Messenger RNA from Ceratitis capitata (Mediterranean fruit fly), 2882 nucleotides. RefSeq names its product exonuclease 1 (gene tos). Gene Ontology annotation, biological process: DNA recombination; mismatch repair. Gene Ontology annotation, cellular component: nucleus. NCBI's taxonomy places the organism in Eukaryota, Metazoa, Arthropoda, Insecta, Diptera, Tephritidae. Gene Ontology annotation, molecular function: DNA binding; 5'-3' DNA exonuclease activity; metal ion binding. Bases 334 to 2589 code for a protein of 751 amino acids. The transcript has 2 exons. The record is from RefSeq and is a predicted model, not a curated record.